AAUUUCGUAUGUAUAGACUCGUAGUCGAUAUGACUGCACCGUUAAGUGAUGGUAUUCGUUUCCACCGGUCGAAGAUUUAUUGAAAAAUUGCUAUUGAAAAGCCACAAUUAUUUUCAGUCGUGACAUACUUAAUUCUCAGUGCUUAUCUAAAAAUUUUUCGUUCGACUCGCCAUUGAACUGAAGUCCAUCGAAAAGCCCCUCGGGGGCCUCGGAUUAAAUUAAAAACGAAAACCUUUUGAUUAAAAAUGGAACAAUUUGAGCAAUUGCUAACUUGCGCCAUAUGCUUGGACCGGUACAGGAACCCCAAACUUCUACCAUGCCAGCACAGCUUCUGCAUGGAACCCUGUCUAGAGGGUUUGGUUGACUACGUACGAAGACAAGUAAAAUGCCCGGAAUGUCGAGCGGAGCACAGGAUCCCAUACAACGGGGUGCAGGGGUUCCCCACGAACGUCACCUUGCAAAGAUUCCUCGAGCUGCACAUCGAGAUCACCGGGGAACUACCGGAUCCCACCAGCGGCCAGAUUAUGGAGAGGUGCAACGUUUGCUCGGAGAAGGCCUAUUGCAGUUUCUGCAGCCACUGCGAUAAGAAAAUUUGCGAGGAAUGCAAAGGUGCACACAUGGAAAUAUUGCGAAGGGAAAUAUCUAGAAUUAACAAUCAAAUAAGACGCGGUAUUCACAGGUUACAAGACACACUGGCGUUGGUGGAGAAAAACUCGCAAAACAUACAAACCAACUGCUUAUCGGUAGGUGAAGAAGUUGAAGAAAUCUACCGCAGAUUAAACAAAGCGCUCAAAGACAGAACGGAAUAUCUACGAGGCGAAUUAGAUAGAUACUUAAGCACCGAACUACGAAGCUUGACCACUUUAAAAGAGAACUUAGAACAAGAAAUAUCGAACAUUCUAAGCAACUGCGACUUGGCCGAUAAGCACAUGAACGAAAACGUCGACAUUUGGGACGACUGCGAACUGAUGGACGCCAAAGAAAUAUUCCUCAAAACGGUGGAAUUCAUCCGAAACUUCGAAUACGAGAAUUCCGAUUACAGCAGAAAAGUGCGAUUGGUGCUCGCGCACGAUCCCAACCAGCUGGUCUUGCACGUCGCGGGAUUCGGCGAUUUGAACAUCACGAACGCCAAUUCGGUGUUCGGGCAAUCGUCGAGCUUGUUGCAACCGCCGGGGCCGGGCCUGAUGCGAUCCAAAAGCGACCAUCGACUGGCCUCGCAAUUCAGGCAGCAGGAAGAAAGGGGUUACGGCGAAAGGGGCUACGGGGACGACGAUCAAAUGUUGGGCGGUCGGAAGUUCGGAGACAGGUCCAAACCUACCGCGGAAACUACCAGCAGAUACGGUAGAUCGGGCGAUUAUGGCGACGAUUACGAUCACGAUACCAGACCCGCCAGGUCGAAAUACAGCAGAUUCAGGCGGCAUCAAACCACUGAAAACGACUCGGAUUCCGAGCAAACGCCGAGAGUGCGAUUCCACGAGAACAAAGAAAGAGAAAGGCCGUUGGAUACGGAGGAUGUGACUAGGGGUCCUUUGAGUGGUAUAACCAGACUGGCGGACUCUCCGAGGGUCAUGCAAAAGAUGCAAGAUUGCGAGAGUGGAAAGACUAAAAAGAAGGAAGAGCCUCCGAAACCGCCGGAGCCUAAGGUUGUGCCGAAAAGGCCUCCUCCUCCCGCUGUGAGGCAAGUCAGCGAGGAAGACGAGAUAUCUAGAAUAAAAAAACAGAAUAAAGGGGCAUCGACUUCGACCGAAACUGUUACGGAAACGCGACCGGUUAUUGAAGAAAGACAAAGAAAAACGCCAGCCCCAGAGGCCGCAUCGUCUACAGAAGAAUCGGAAGAAUCUGUAUCAGUCCAACAAAGAAAAACCCCUACCAAAACUCCCGCGCCUACAACUAGAAGACCGUCUGACGCUAGUCAUAAAAAAACCACCAGAUCGGCCAGUUCAGAUUCAUCCUCCACCGAAUCCUCAACAUCUUCUAGCGCUAUUCGCACCACAGGCGCUCCUUUUACAACUGAAGAAGUUAAAAAGAAAAUACUCUCUCGCGUCGAAACGACCCCGCCCUCUCGCAACGCGUCUUCUUCCCCUCAGGCUAAGCCCUUUCAAAGCAGAUUUUUACAAAACAAAACUGCCCCGACCCCUCCGAAAGACGAAGAAAUAGAAACUUCGUCCGAGGAAGAAACCGAAACCGAAGAAGAAACCGACGAAGAGACUGAAAAAACUGAUAAUAAAGAACUAGCUAAAACCGACAUCGGUCCCCUGCUAGCCAGAAGCGCUAACGCUCGAGACAACAGCGUGGAAAAUAUAAGAAGACGCAGCAGAGAAGAAGCAGAUUCUCCUAGCAGAAACAGAUACACUUCACCUAGAGAGAAAGAAAAGGAGGAACCGUUUAAAUAUUCUAGAAGCAGGACUUCCACCGUUGCAGAAGAGGAACCCACCAGAUACGGGUACACCAGCAGAUUUUUGAACAAAAGCAAAAGUUCCGCCGCCAUACCACCGGAAGAAGACGACUACACCUCGAGAUAUUCAACGGCAGACGACGACAGCAAAUACCCGACCAGUCGCUCGCGCUACAUGGCGAUGAAGGACCGACGACAGCGCCUCGCGAGGAGCCGCAGCAGCCAGCAAUUCGGCGACGAAGACGAAUCGGAGGAGCCGAUUUCACCGACUUCGUCCAACCCAUCCGCCUACCUGGCCUCCAGGGGAUACGGCUCUUCAUCAUCCGCCCACGAUCUUGCAAGGAGCCGGUCCUCUCACGCUCUCAAAUCCAGGGACAACUCGCCCGAUAGGUCCGCGUCUUCGGCAGCGGAGAAAGACGGGGCCGCGUUGAGCUCUUGGGCGAGGUAUCUGAAGAACAAAUACGGCAAUCGCAGCGGCGCGAAAGAUAAAGACGUCGCUUCGGGGGUGAGCACCCCGUCGGCGAGCAGCUCCGGAGCGGCGCGUCGGCUCUCUCUGGGGCUCCCCUUGCGAUCUUCCACCGAAUUGGCGAGCUCUGACGACGAUUCAAAAAACACGCAAGGCUCCCCCACUACCCCUACAGCAGCUACAGCGGUAGUCGGUAUCGCCCAGGCGGUAGCCGGUACCACUCCUAGAGGUCAAUACCUCCAAAAGUGCCAGCAGCUGUUUCAAAUUGGUAGUAGGGGGAGCGAAGCCGGAUGCUUCACGUGGCCUCGCGGGGUUGCCGUGGGCCCAGACAACACCAUCGUCGUGGCCGAUUCCUCCAAUCAUCGAGUCCAGGUGUUCGACGCCAACGGCAGGUUCUUGAAGGAAUUCGGCCAGUACGGUAACAAGGAGGGCGAAUUCGAUUGCCUAGCUGGUGUCGCAGUCAACAGAAUUGGACAGUACAUCAUUGCUGAUAGAUACAAUCAUAGGAUACAAGUGUUUGAUCCUUCGGGGAGGUUUUUAAGAGCGUUUGGAAGUCAAGGUACUGCAGAUGGUCGAUUCAAUUACCCGUGGGGUAUUACAACAGACGCUUUAGGUUUCAUCUAUGUAUGCGAUAAGGAAAACCAUAGAGUACAGGUGUUCCAAUCAGAUGGUACCUUCGUUGGUAAAUUCGGCUCCAUGGGCAAUAAAGAAGGUCAGCUCGAGCACCCUCAUUACAUAGCCGUAUCGAGCACAAACAGAGUAGUAGUAUCGGAUUCGAACAAUCACAGGAUUCAAAUAUUCGACGUGAACGGGAAGGUUUUGACAUCGUUCGGAUCGGAGGGUUCCGCCGAAGGGCAGUUCAAGUUCCCUAGAGGAGUGGCCGUGGAUGAUCAGGGUUAUAUUUGCGUGGCCGAUUCGGGAAACAACAGGAUACAGAUUUUCAGUCCAGAUGGAACGUUCCUGCGGGCGUUUGGUUGCUGGGGAAUCGGAAAGGGCGAGUUCAAAGGUUUAGAAGGCGUCGCGAUGACAUCGAAUGGACAUAUCCUAGUUUGUGAUCGAGAAAAUCAUAGGAUACAAGUUUUUUAAUUAAAAUAUAAAAGUUUUUGGGUUCACUUAUUUUAACUAUUUUUCGAUAAUAUUAAGAGUGUUGAUAGAUAUCUAAAUUGAAUAAAUGAAUUUGCAUUUC
This is a messenger RNA of Phyllotreta striolata, 4047 nucleotides long. The record is from the annotation of a GenBank genome assembly. NCBI's taxonomy places the organism in Eukaryota, Metazoa, Arthropoda, Insecta, Coleoptera, Chrysomelidae.